Molecule: messenger RNA, 2168 nt
Organism: Drosophila serrata
Lineage: Eukaryota; Metazoa; Arthropoda; Insecta; Diptera; Drosophilidae
Biological process (GO): fatty-acyl-CoA biosynthetic process; long-chain fatty acid metabolic process
Molecular function (GO): long-chain fatty acid-CoA ligase activity
Source: RefSeq, a predicted model, not a curated record
GCAAGCAGACACAAUGCCGCAAAUACCUGUUACCUUUUGCGAGAAGGAAAGGAUCUGGAGUGGACCUCCGGAGAGCUCCAUAUUCCAUGAAGAUGCUUCGUUAGGCAGAAUCAUAUUUAACAAUAUGAAAAACUGGCCCAAUAAUGUCUGCCAAAUAUGGGAUAGCAACGGAGAGGAAGUUACCUUUGGCCAAGUGCUCACCUGGGCCAUUCGGAUAGCUCAGUUCUUCAAGAAGCGAGGUCUUACCCAAAAGGAUGUUGUUGGAAUCGCCGCUGAGAACUCCAAGUACUUAAUGUCCUUGGGAGUGGCCUGCAUGAUGAACGGAACCCCUUUCCAUUCACCCCAUCAAAUGCUGGGCGAGGAGACCGUAAGACAUGAGUUGUCAAUUACCAAACCAGGCCUGAUUUUCUGUGAUGGAAAUGUCUAUGGGAAAGUACAUUCAGCAACCUCUGAAUGGCAGCCAGAGUUCUUCACCCUGACCGAUCACCUCGAAGGAGUGCCGAGCAUCGAGACGCUUUUGGAACCAACUUCCACCGAGGAUUCUUACCAGCCGGAACCGCUGAGGGAAGGCGGUGGUCAGACGGUGGCCAUCCUGUGCUCCUCGGGAACCACUGGCUUACCGAAGGCAGUCUGUAUAUCUAACUGCAGGCUGAUUCCAACGCCAUCUAAUAUUAUAAACAGCGAAACCAUCUAUUUUGCGUUUACCGCCCUGCACUGGAUUUCAGGACUGUUAUCCUUCGCCCACAACGCUGUACUGGGGCUAACCCGCAUUAUGAGCACAGAUCCCUUUAAUCCCGAAAACCUUGUGCGGCUUCUGAAGAAAUAUAAAAUCGAGGUGCUGUCCUUAAUGCCUCGUCACAUCAAUGUGCUGAUCACUUGCCCAGAGGCCACCCCAGAAGCCUUCUCUUCGCUACGUGCUGUGAUUUUCGGAGGCGGAUUCACUGCCUCGUCCACUUUGGAGCGAUUCCAGAGGCUGUGUCCGAAUGCCGAGCUAGUGCACUCCUUCGCCAUGACAGAGGCGGGACAGUUAGCAUUAGGAUACGGAAUUGAGAAUGGCAACAGUGUGGGCAGACCUUAUCCGGGUGUGAAAAUUCGGAUCGUGGGCGACAAUGGAGAGAACCGAAGACACAAUCAGAUGGGAGAGAUCUAUGCGCUCACGGGUCGAGUGUGGAAUGGAUACUACGGGAAUCCCAAGGCGACUGAGAGUCUGCAGGAUGCAGAGGGCUGGUUCCACACCGGUGACUUGGGCUACUUCAACGAGCAGAAUCUGCUCUACUUAGUGGAUCGCUGCAAGGAUAAUCUCAAGUACCAGAGCAUCCAUUACUGGCCAAGCGAAAUCGAGAGCGUCAUAUCGGAGCUCAACGAGGUGCAGGAGGUGUGUGUGGUGGGCAUUCCCAAUGAGGUCACGGAUGACGAUGCUGGUGCACUGGUUGUGAGAUCUAAGGGAUCGGCCAUUAGUGCCCAGGAGAUCGUGGAUCAUGUGGCCAGUCGAUUGACUACGGUGCACCAACAGCUCCACGCUGGUGUUCAGUUCACGGACUCAAUUCCAGUCAAUGCCAAUGGGAAAAUGCUGCGCAGAGCGGCACGCGACCUGUUUAUGGCCAAAAAAGCUAAUACCGAAUAACAAUAGUUAAUGUAAAGCAUACCCUUCCGAAAUUUUCCAAUCAGCACUCGAUUCUGCUAACAUUUAUUUCGUACUAUAUACUAUUCGUACUUUAUUUUUGGCCAUAGUCAUAAAUGGUUUCGCUUAUCAUGAAAUACCAAAAAAAAACAUUUUUGAAGCCUUCAAAUUUGUUAUUCUUGGAGGUAAGACUACGUCACAUAUAUGGAUAUGGAUAUGGCGAAAUAACUGACAACAUUGAACCUUAUCAAUUAAUCGACUAAUUGCAUUUUUGGAAAUAAAAAAGUGGUGUGACUGACUGAACUUCAGGAUAGUGCCAAUGGACUCUGAGCAAUCGCCAAAUUUAUGACCCACAAUCUCUUAUCAAAUUCACACUGACAAUAUAUUGAGUUUGACCAAAAUUACUUAUUGUAAAAAUAAUAACUCUAGAAUUAUUUAUCCACCUUAUAAUUAUACCUUAUAAUUUUAGUAAGAGGUUUUGAAAAACAUUUACAUAUAAAUCAUAUAUAUGUACAUAUAUCCAGAGGCUAUCUUAGUUUGUAUCAAU